AUGGAACAUCUUCAUAAUUCAUCUAGAUCUGAUUAUGUUAAUACGUAUGGUACGAAUCCAUUGAUUGCAUCAUCACCAGGUCAUCAUCAAGCAUCUAUGAUUUGUUGCUCAGCGAUGAAUCAACUUUUUUGUAUGGGAGCACAACCUUAUCAUCCAACACAAUCAAAUGAUGGCCGAAUUAAUAAUAUAUAUGCGCCAACGACGAUAUCAAUGCAACAGGAAGAUAUUCACCCAGGUCGAAGCAACCGGCCCGGGAAACGACCAGUUCCCGCGCAUUCCCGCGAUUUCACUGAAGCAGUAUUCCGGAUCGGGAAAUUUACGGGUUUUUCCUGUAAAUUCCGCCAAGUUCCUGGUCCGCUCAUUUCCGGAGGCCGGAAACAUCGUCCUGGGCAAUAUCGAUAUCCCGGCGAACAAGCAGGCGAAAUUCAAGCACGUACAACACAUUAUCAUGGAUCAUGUGGCAAUGAUCCUCAUCUUCAACAGCAACCAUAUUCAUGA
This is a messenger RNA of Rotaria socialis, 498 nucleotides long. The record is from the annotation of a GenBank genome assembly. Lineage: Eukaryota; Metazoa; Rotifera; Eurotatoria; Philodinida; Philodinidae.